Cavia porcellus (domestic guinea pig) is the source of this 1066-nucleotide messenger RNA. RefSeq names its product signal sequence receptor subunit 2 (gene Ssr2). Lineage: Eukaryota; Metazoa; Chordata; Mammalia; Rodentia; Caviidae. Gene Ontology annotation, cellular component: membrane; endoplasmic reticulum. Bases 73 to 639 code for a protein of 188 amino acids. The transcript is spliced from 6 exons. The record is from RefSeq and is a predicted model, not a curated record.
UCCGUUCACAUCUCACUUCCGGCCUGUGGGUUGCUGACGUUCUUUUCCGGUCGUGGUAGCUCUCUGUAAGCAAUGGGGAUACUCAUGAUGAGGCUGCUGGCAUUUGUGACGUUAGUUCUAUUAGCUGUCACUCGAGCAGAGGAAGGAGCCAGGCUUUUGGCUUCCAAAUCGCUGUUGAACAGAUAUGCUGUGGAAGGGCGGGACCUGACCUUACAGUACAACAUCUACAAUGUUGGCUCAAGUGCUGCAUUGGAUGUGGAAUUAUCUGAUGAUUCCUUUCCCCCAGAGGACUUUGGCAUUGUCUCUGGUAUGCUGAAUGUCAAAUGGGACCGUAUUGCACCUGCUAGCAAUGUCUCCCACACUGUGGUCCUGCGACCUCUCAAGGCUGGUUACUUCAACUUCACCUCGGCAACUAUCACCUAUUUGGCCCAAGAGGAUGGGCCUGUUGUGAUUGGCUCUACCAGUGCACCUGGACAAGGAGGAAUCCUGGCUCAGCGGGAGUUUGAUAGGAGAUUCUCCCCUCACUUUCUGGACUGGGCAGCCUUCGGAGUCAUGACCCUUCCCUCUAUCGGCAUCCCCCUGCUCUUGUGGUACUCCAGCAAGAGGAAAUACGACACGCCCAAAACCAAGAAGAACUGAGCUGGGCUCUUACCCACCUCUCUCAAGAAACCAGGUGCUUUCCAGACUCCAGAGGGUCUCUCAAAUGUAUUCUCUUCGUCUUGGCCACCUUCUCCUGGAUCCUGCUCUCAGCCAGAGUAUAAAGGACUAGACCUGGGAACCUGGGAGCCUUCUUGGUUCCACACCCUGAAGCCAUAAAAACAGGGAUGCCUUGGGCCACAGCCUGCAGGGUCUCUGCCUCUGGGGCCCCGCUGAGGUGCUGUGGGUGUAUUGCUGGCCAUGGCGGUCCAAGAGGGGCCUAUGGAGGUUGCCAGAGUCCUCCUCAUCCCCAUCCCUCCCUACCCCCAGUCAGAAAGCUGUGGGACUCUUAGAGGCCAUCCAGUCUCUGUUCUAGGUAAGGAAGCACUUACCAAAUGGGGUUUUCUAAUAAAAACAAAUAUCACUUGGA